Coffea eugenioides is the source of this 1469-nucleotide messenger RNA. Its product is annotated as cysteine synthase. Gene Ontology annotation, molecular function: cysteine synthase activity. The record is from RefSeq and is a predicted model, not a curated record. NCBI's taxonomy places the organism in Eukaryota, Viridiplantae, Streptophyta, Magnoliopsida, Gentianales, Rubiaceae. The transcript is spliced from 11 exons. The coding region runs from base 181 to 1158 and encodes 325 amino acids. Gene Ontology annotation, cellular component: cytoplasm.
AUUUAAUCAUUAAUAUAUUGAAAUUAGCGUUAUUUACAUCUCUACAAGUACCUCGUAGAAACAUAAUUUGGCAUAAUUCUGCUGACUUCUUGUUGUAUUAGCUUCGACGGGGUCAUUUACUUUUGCCUCCAAUUGUGAACGCAUCGAUCCCAGAAACGAAUUGGAAGUUAUUUGGGAAAUAUGGCCGAGGAUAAGAUUGGGAUUGCUAAGGAUGUAACCGAACUGAUUGGUAAAACUCCAUUGGUUUAUUUGAACAAUGUUGUGGAUGGAUGUGUUGGCCGUAUUGCAGCCAAGCUGGAACUGAUGGAGCCAUGUUCUAGUGUCAAGGAUAGGAUUGGAUAUAGUAUGAUUGCAGAUGCUGAAGAGAAGGGAAUCAUUAAACCUGGGGAGAGUGUACUCAUUGAACCUACAAGUGGUAACACCGGGAUAGGGUUAGCGUUUAUGGCAGCAGCUAAGGGCUACAAGCUUAUCAUCACUAUGCCUGCUUCGAUGAGUCUUGAGAGGAGAAUUAUCCUCCUUGCCUUUGGUGCUCAAUUGAUUCUCACUGAUCCUGCUAAGGGUAUGAAAGGUGCUGUUCAGAAGGCAGAGGAAAUAAAGGCCAAGACACCUAAUUCCUACAUUCUUCAGCAAUUUGAGAACCCUGCCAACCCAAAGAUACAUUAUGAGACCACUGGACCUGAGAUCUGGAAAGGCUCCAAUGGCAAAGUUGACGCACUUGUUUCUGGAAUUGGUACUGGUGGUACAAUAACAGGAGCUGGAAAAUUCCUUAAGGAGCAGAAUCCUAAUAUAAAGCUAUAUGGGAUAGAGCCAGUUGAAAGUCCUGUUUUAUCUGGAGGAAAGCCUGGUCCUCAUAAGAUCCAGGGCAUUGGUGCUGGAUUUGUUCCCGGUGUCUUGGAUGUUGGCUUAGUAGAUGAAGUAGUUCAAAUUUCAAGUGAUGAAUCCAUUGAAAUGGCAAAGCUUCUUGCUGUGAAAGAAGGAUUACUUGCGGGAAUAUCAUCUGGCGCUGCUGCUGCUGCUGCAAUCAGGCUCGCAAAGCGUCCAGAAAAUGCUGGGAAACUCUUUGUUGUGGUGUUCCCCAGCUUCGGUGAACGAUACUUGUCUUCUGUGCUAUUUGAGUCAGUCAGAAAGGAGGCUGAGAGCCAGACUUUUGAGCCCUGAGCCAAUUCCUAGAUCCAGAUCACACACAGUGUUUGCCGCAUGGAUUUGGAAGAAAACAAAGUAUUUGGAAGAGGAUACAGUGUGUUUCCUUGUUAAUUUAAAUAAAUUUAGUGCCUCUGUUUUCCGAAUACCAGAUACUGCACUGCAGUCUUGCAUAUUGGUGACUCUGUCACUUUGCUGUAUGAUUUUGGACUAGAGUAACAGCAUGGCACCGUUCAAAGAUGAUAGAAAAACAUAUUCGGUGGUGUUCUUUUGACAAAAUUGUGCUUGCAUUAUUCUGAUGGCUUUUCAGCAGUUUUCUUCUGUGCCAA